Messenger RNA from Planococcus citri (citrus mealybug), 2900 nucleotides. RefSeq lists its product as uncharacterized. Bases 556 to 2718 code for a protein of 720 amino acids. Lineage: Eukaryota; Metazoa; Arthropoda; Insecta; Hemiptera; Pseudococcidae. The transcript is spliced from 2 exons. The record is from RefSeq and is a predicted model, not a curated record.
UCAAAAUUUCAAAUAUUUUAUUGGUUAUUUAAAAAAACGUUUAUUCGUGAAAAUUUUGCAGAUUGCAAAGAAAGUUUAGUUUAUCUAAAGAUUUUACAGUCAAGUGUUGAGACUUACCUAUUCCUAUAGUAUGAUGUAAUACAGUAAAAUAUGACAUCUCAUAACUAAUGAAUUCGAACUCCAAAGGACAAAAUGCAAAAAUAGGCACCGGUAAAAGUUUCUCUACAAUUCUACAUUAAAAGACAAUCACUGAGUCAAGUUUUUUCAUGUUAAAAAUGACAGUUCGUCAGAUGAUGCUUGCUUGUUUGUUGAAAUUCUAAACACGGUUUAUUCAAUUAGGUAUAUUUAUAUCAUUCGACGGCUAAAUCGUUUCAUUUUCGGUUCAACUCGUUAAACUGGAAGCUAAACAUUUUCGUGGUAUCUGAAGGCGGACACUCCUGCUUCCACUUCCUAUUGUACUACCAACGUAUUCGAUCAAUUGGAGGGAUAUGGGAUUGAAUUAGAGAAACAACUCUGAUUUGACUGAGAAUAAAUUGCCAUUUGAAUUAUUGUAUAAUGGAGGCGUCUGCUGUUGCAGCGAACCUAUCGAGAGCAUUGAACCUGGAAAACGACAAAUUCGAAGCUAUCACAAAACCUAAUGCUUGUGAGUUUUACGAGGCUGUACCUACUCUGCAGAAAAUAGCUCCUUUUAAGGUAGCAGUUGAUAUAUGGCGAUAUGCAAUAGGCCUCGAGAAUCCCUCAGCUCCAUUACCAUACAAUGCUGAAACAGAUAGUUACGUUUUAUUCUCCGAAAAAGAUACAUUGGAGAUCGUCGAUAAAUUGCAACAGAAUUUUCCCGAGUAUCCCUUCAUUCGAGAAGUCUUGGUGGAUUGUCUCGACGUGGUGAAAAAUGAAAUGAUCAGAUGGGCUAAUUAUUACAGAAAAAAUAUUUUCAUCGAAAAAGGCAAAAAAACUUGGGCAUUGGUUAAAUUAUCAGAUUUACUGUUUUGCGAAUGGUUACCAUGUGGAAAAAUUGACGACAGAAAGACCGCCUUGAAGAUGUUAUCUAAUGCCAGACUAACUGAGGUGGAUACGUUCAAAAUAAUGUGUAAAUAUUGUUUGGAAGAUAGUAUAAAAGAAUUGAAACCCGGUUCGCUUCCCAAACGUUCUCUCAAAAAAAUAAGAUUCGAUAAAAAUCCUCUAAUGUACUAUUGGCUUUGUCACAUCAACGAUGAAUUGCAUAAAAUACCAAAAAAAGAAGACGAAUCGAUCGAAUCUUUCUUGAUUACUGCAGAUGACGUAGAUAACUGGCCGGCCAUCGAGUUCUUCUGGGAUCGUUUGAGCGCAGAAGAACAACUCACCAAAGCUGAAGAAUUACUCGAUCGAAGACCAGAAUUUCAAAAGGAGUUAUUUUUCAAAAUGAACGAAUUUCAAAGAGAUACAAUCUUGUCGAAGAAACCGUUGGAAAUCAUGCGUAAUUUUUUCUUCCUACCUUCAUGCGAACGAUAUGUUUUCUCAAUUUGGACCAGUUUGGUGCGAACGAUAACGUACGAAAAAUUCGCCCAAGUUUUCUUAGAUCUUUUGAACGCCAGUCUUCCAGAUCACGUUGAGAGAUUACGAUGCCUUGUCGAAAUGUGGCACAGCUCUCCUCUCAAUUUGAAAACUCUCGCAUUGGAAUCCAUAGCUGAAAAUGUUGUCUUGUCGCAUAUCAAAGAUUAUUGUCCAGAAGGGCAACAAGCACGUACUCUGUUGCCUUGUUAUCCUGAUUUCUUACUAGCAUUCCUAUCUAGCGCCAGUAUCGAGUUCAGAAAAAAUAUCUUGUUUAAGCACGGAGAUAAAUUAAUCACUCAUAAUGAUUCGCAUAUGAUUGAUCAACUAAUGGAACUCUGUCUCGCUGACGACAACGACAUCGCCGAGUUCAGAAAAUACUUAUCAGAUUCCGAGAUUGUUCAGAAGUAUUGUUGCAUGAUGCUAGUUGAAUAUUCCGAAUAUUACGACCACGAUCGAUUAUCAGGUUUCGUUAAUUAUUAUCUUCCUGAUCCGCAAAUCAAAGCUAAUUUAAUGGUUAAUCUCGUCCCACGUGCGGGAAGUUUGAUUAAUUUCUUCAAUUGUGCGAUCGGAUUCAUCAACGAUCGUUUGAAUAUUUCAUCCGAGGAAACAAUAGAACUAAAGAAACGUAUGAUUUGGUUGUAUGCAACCCAUCAUCAUCAAUUCAGAUGGGUCAGUUAUUACGCUCGCGAAUUCGUCACCGAUAUAGUUACCAAAGUCCUUGACGCUGAAGAGUUGAAGAAGUAUAAAAGUACAGCUCUAGAAACAUUUCGAUCGAGUUAUAAAUGGUGCAACUUCGACGAAGAAAGUAUUCGAGGAUUUCUUCAGUGGUGUUUUGAUCAAGAUACCGAGAAAAUAUCCAAGUUCAAAAAAUCACUCUCGAUGGAUAGCGUGUUCGAUUAUUUCUUCAGUUCCGAGCGUGAUCGUCGUUUUCCUAGUACUGAUUCUGAAGAUGAAGGCGUGGCAUGGGAUGGUGAGGCACAUUUCGAUCUUUUGCAUCGAAUAUUACUUUGGUAUUACGAAGAUCCAGUAAAAGUAAAAAAGUAUAAACAGGUUAAAGCAAUCGAAUUACAUUUGAAGCGACGAAAUCAAGUUCAUGGGUUUCUAUUAUGGUGUUUGGAAUAUGAUCAAGCGGAAAUUAAUAACUUCAUACAGUUUGCUAGUUUUCGUCGAAGGCAGUUAUACGAGUAGUUUCGAUAAUAGUACUUAUAUUACUUAUACGUAGAUUGUUUAAUAAUCGUCUUUUCUAUUACUUUAUUACUUAUUGUUUCAAUAUUUUCGUAAAACAAAUGUAUGUGUAUUUUACUUUUUUUUUAAUGUUUAAUUUAAAAUGUAGGCGAUUCUUUUGAAAUAUUAAAAGAAAUUCAAGGUGA